AUGACAGUUCUUCAUAACAUUGCUAUUGCAGAAUACUUUCACUGGAAUAUGCUACGAAACCUUGCUGGCAUCUAUUAUGAACAAAGUCAACUUGACAUGACAAUUCUGCAUUACAAGCAAGCUAUCAACUGUGAUUCUACCUUUAUUGAAGCUUACAAUAAUCUGGGGAAUGCUCUCAAAGACGCUGGGCAUGUGGAAGAGGCUAUCAACUUCUAUAGGUCAUGCCUUGCUUUACAACCUAACCAUCCACAAGCAUUGUCAAGCCUUGGCAACAUAUACAAGGACUGGUAA
Molecule: messenger RNA, 291 nt
Organism: Zingiber officinale
Lineage: Eukaryota; Viridiplantae; Streptophyta; Magnoliopsida; Zingiberales; Zingiberaceae
Product: probable UDP-N-acetylglucosamine--peptide N-acetylglucosaminyltransferase SEC
Exons: 5
Coding region: 1-291 (96 amino acids)
Biological process (GO): protein O-linked glycosylation
Molecular function (GO): protein N-acetylglucosaminyltransferase activity; protein binding
Source: RefSeq, a predicted model, not a curated record